Messenger RNA from Nerophis lumbriciformis (worm pipefish), 2923 nucleotides. RefSeq names its product Rho GTPase activating protein 36 (gene arhgap36). Gene Ontology annotation, biological process: signal transduction. The record is from RefSeq and is a predicted model, not a curated record. Lineage: Eukaryota; Metazoa; Chordata; Actinopteri; Syngnathiformes; Syngnathidae.
ACUAGCUAUUUAUUGAUUAGCAAUUGCCGAGUCAUGUAACAUUAGCUUAAUGCUAAAAAGCCAGGUUUCUAUCACAUUCUGUAACAGACAAAUAAUUUCAUGUAGGCUAACGUUACCUACCUGCUACCUCUGUCUUUUCUCGUUUCUCCUCUUCUUUUCUCUUUUUUCUUCCCUGGGCACCUGACAGUUUUGGCCGUUUUGACAUCUUGUGUUGAUUUUUUGAUGUGGUGACGUCCAAAAAGAGUCAUGAUACGGGAAGGGAGGGGGCGCACCGUGCGGGGGGAGGAGGGGGGGCGUAAUGUUGUAACAAAUAAUAUUUCUAUUAAAUAGGCUUUACUUUGCAUUUUAAUUAACGUGAGAUUAUUUUUUUGUAUUUAGAAAUAAUAGUAACAACUUUUUUUUUUUCUUUUUUUUUCUCCAACAUUUGUGGCACUGGCAUGGCGCCCCCUGAUGGACGGCGCCCUUAGCAUUUGCCUAUACGGCCUAUGCCACGGGCCGGCCCUGGAUGAAAGUAUUGAAAGAGGAAAAGGGGGCGUGGCCGAAGUCACGUGAUGAAGGACAAGUAAGCGCCACAAGAGCAGAACGAGAUCAAGAACUUCCACUCUCCUCCUGACCACCAUCAGACGCGGCGUGUGGACUCAUGUUCCUGCCGGAUGGACCCACGCUACUCGCGUCCUCGCCUCCAGCCAUGCACUUCUACCACCAGGAGGGUAUAACGUGGGCGACCAUGUUGGGUCAAAGCGUGCGUCUGCAGCCAGUGGCCAUCCAGAACCUGUCGGAAAUGGAACGAGCCAGACUCCAGCAAGUGGCCUUGUACCACCUGGACCAGAAGGAUCUGGACUUUAAGAUCAGCAUUCCCAGAGAAGUACGCAAACAGAGAAAAUCCCUGCGGAGGAAGUUUGACUCUUUUUCCAAAGAAAAAAAAGAGCGUGAGUCCGCCCCCAAGGCGUUUGGCAUCCCCCUCUCGCAGGCCAUCGCCAACGACCGCGCCUUCAAGCGGCAUCAGGACGCCCUAAAGGAGAGCCGGCGGGACUGCUUGGAGUUAGAAUCUAGCAUUCUGCGCUUCAGGGCCGAAAAGAGGCUGUUCUUUAACAGCAACAAGACGCUGGGCGGCUCGUCCUCGCUUUCGGGUGGUCCCGCGCCUGCCAACUCUGUGGCCCGGGCGCCACCAUUUGAGGAAACGCAGAAUAAGCCGCUUUUGGACAAUAGCGGGCGAGGACAGAGACGGGGCGGCCUGUCUGUGGACUCCAUCUCAGACCUUGUGGACAGUCAGUCUCGCCUGCUGGAGGCACUGCAGCUUUCCCAUCCGGCCGAGCUGGAGCUGAAGAAGAGCGGCAGCUCGUCCGAGGGGAGGAGCCAAAGCAAGCUGAGCCUCAACCCCAUCUACCGGCAAGUUCCGCGGGUUCUGGAGCGCUGUUGUUGCCACAUCGAAGCCCACGGUCUCCAGACGGUGGGCAUCUUCCGAGUGGGCAGCUCCAAGAAAAGAGUGCGGCAGCUGAGGGAGGACUUUGACGUCGGCGUGGACGUGCAGCUGGAGGAGGAGCAAAGCGUGCACGACGUGGCAGCCUUGCUCAAAGAAUUCUUGAGGGACAUGCCGGACCCUCUGCUCAGCAGAGAGCUGUACCCCGCCUUCCUGCACGCUAACCUUCUCCGAGGAGCAGAGCAGCUGCAGUUCUUGCAGCACCUCCUCUACCUGCUGCCUCCCUGCAACUGCGACACGCUCCUGCGCCUCCUCACCUUGCUGCACACCGUGCAGAGCUUCGCGCAGGACAGCGUGGACACCAACAACGAGGAGAUCCCCGGCAACAAGAUGACCGCCGCCAACCUGGCCGUCAUCUUCGGGCCCAACUUGCUGCAGAAGGAGAGAGGAGGAGACGCGGGCCUGCACGCCAUGGACAUCGAGGACAGCACGGCCAUCAUCAACGUCACGCUGGUGCUGGUCCAGAACUACAGGAGGCUCUUCAUGGUUUCGGCUGAGCUGCAACAGGAAGUCCUGAUGAGUCUUAUCCAGACCGAUCCUGACAUCAUCGACUAUCUUCUUCGCCGCAAACUCAGCAGCAGUCACGUGACGGAGACUAGCAGCGAGUCGGGGGGCCGCCGGGACACGGGAGCCUCUCUGGACUCAGUGGGCGCCUCCAGCGGGAGUCUAUCACCGCUGGAGACCCCUUCGCCCCUCUUCCCCCCUGACGGGAGUGGCGGCGAGGGCAGCCUGACCAGCGAGGUCUUCCUCAACGUGCUCAAGCUGAACCAAAGCAGGAAGCGACAAGACGCCAGAUACGGUGAUAUCCGGCCGGGUAAAUCCAUCCACCACAUGCGUCAAUUCCACUCCCACCACAACCUGCUGAGCCUGGUCCAGAAUCCCUCCUUCUGCUCCGCCGCCAGUCUGCACGACUCGUUCACAGGGGGCGAGCACAGGGGCUCCAUGCUGGGCGGCGCAGGAAGCGGUGGGUCUACGGAGAGUAACAUUUGGGUGAGGCAGACGCCUGCUGAGGAGGGCAAGGCCUCACCCUCUGCCAGCUUCUGGGACUUCUUCACGGGUAAAGGGUCGAGUUCGGAGACAGUGGUAUGAUGGAUGGAAGGGGGAAAGGGUCAGAGGUUAAAGGUCAAAUUAUGCUUCAAAACCUGCUUUUAUGUUUGACCUGUAAAAUUGCAUUGGCCAUGUUCUACAUAGGCAUCCUGUGUACAUAAUGUCUUUUUACACAUUUUAUCUUGAUUGUAGCAGCCUUGAUAUUUUGUUUCACUUUUGUUUUGAGUGUGAAUGUUGUCUAUCUGCGAUGAGGCGGCCACUUGUCCAGGGUGUACCCCGCCUACCGCCUGUGCAGCUGGGAUAGGCUCCAGCCACCCCGAGAGGGACAAGCGGCUGAAAAAUGAAUUUGCAAUAAAGUAUCCACUGUGAGGAAGACUUUAAAGCAGCCAAAUGCAA